AGUAGGACCUUUUCUGGCUGGAGUGGCAACUGGGCCUGCCUGGCUGAAGCUCACUGCGUCGGUACUAGAGUCCUACAGGUAUAGGACUCUGGUCGGGAUUUGACAUGGCGGCCACUACGCGUCUCUGCUAACGGUGAAGCGGCCUAUUCCUUCAAAUUAAUAAACUCUAAGUGAAUUUGGCGUGCAUCCCGCUCGAAUUCCUGGUAAUGUUGAAAUAUGAAAAGUACUGUUGCUAAGGUACCCAUCUCUUCCGAUUCUGGUUCAAAGAAUACUGCUGUCAAACCACAGGCUGCGUUGUCACAACCUGUAAAACGUAAGAAAAGGAGAAGAGGCAGACGCACUUUGUUUUAUAGGACAAAGCAGAAGACAAAGAAACCCACAGUCAGUGGUAUUGAAAUUGAAAUAUGUCCCACCACAUUUGAUUCGGACUCAGAAGUUGACAGAAAUGUCUCCAGUUCCCUCAAGGCAAAGGAUCAUGAAGCAGACCAAUCUCUUGAUGCAGGAGUACUCUCUGACCAGAAUGUUACUCGUACAGAGAAUGGUGUUGGUGCACUUCACGCAGUUUCCCCAGCAAAAGCUGCUGUGGGCAGUAAAUCAGACUUGAGCCCAAACAUUAAAGAAGCAGAUCGAUCUACUGUUUUGGAAAUGAAAUGUAAGACAAGGAGAAGAGGCAGACGUUCUUUGUUUUACACAGCAAAACAGACGACAAAGAAAUCCACAGUCCAUGCUAUUGAAGUGGAAACACGUCCCCCCACAUUUGAUUUGGACACAGAAGAAGACAGAAAUGUCAAGGCAAAGGAUCAUGAAGCAGAUAAAUCUCUUGAUGAAGAAGUACUUUCUGACCAUAAUGAGGAUGUUGGCAGUGCAAUUCACACAAGUACCCCUGUCAAAGUCACUGUCAGCAAUAAAGCUGAUGAGAUUAAUGAAGCAGAGCAAUCCACCAUUGUGGAAAUAAAAUUGGAAUUACAUGAUCAUGAUUCAGAAAGAGAGGUUCAAGAGAUUGGUCCGAGUGCAAUCCACAGCAGCACCCCUGUCACAGCUACCAUGGGUGGACAAUCAGAGCUUAGCCUUGCAUCUGCAACAUGUCUCUCAAUUGAUCCCUUCCUGUCUGAUGAUGGCAUAACUCGCCACCAAGUGACAAUUAAGAACUGUGAUUCCACUCUGUCGGUUACUAUAGGAAAUGAUAGUACACAGCCAUCAACAGCUCCUCUUAAAAUUCCUACGGAGAACAACAUUUACAGCCGUAUUGAUGAAGUGAGAGUGCCAUUAAUUGUGAACUGGAGCAAUGGCAGCUUAUCGAAUUCUGGACCCCCUUCCUCCAUGACGGAUGGUGCAAGCCCCACUUAUGGACCACACAUUAUGCCACAAUUUGAUGGUGUCAGUGUCGACCUUAUCGACUCAUUACUGAAGCAUCUGAAGUGCUUCCUCCCAGCACCAUGGCAGCCAAUUAGUCGUCAAAAUGGAGUCAGUGCCCUGGUUUUUUCUUCAGGUGAACUCACUCCUGUAGAGAAAGUCGUGUUUGUGGACUAUGAGCAGGGUUCUGUAAAAAUUGGCAUUCUUUCAAAAUCGGUGCCUGAAAACCACAGUAUAUGGAAAGAAACAGGAAACAAAUUGCCUCUCCGCCAUGAUAAUGUUCAGGCUUUCUCAAAUCGUGUAGUAAAAAUUGUGAAUGCUGUUUGUCAAAUGAAAGUGUGCCCUGGUAUUGAAAGUAAUGAAGUGAACUCAAAGAUAUUAAGUUCCAGAAAGGAUGUGACUCUUGAUGACAAUGUAUUUGAUGAUUCCUGCUACAGAUCCAAGCACUGUUCUCUUCUAGUACCACUGCGGCGAAAGAAGUGUGCCACUUGUUGUAGACUCGCGGACAUAAUUUAUGCUCGUGAAAGGAGGAUUGCUGCAUCUAAGAAGUUAAUUAAUAAUCGUACAACAACCAGUGGUGAAUCACAAAACCGGACCAAAACUCCUAAAAGGAACACACGGCAUGAUUAUUUGACAAGCAGUGCAUCAAAAAGACUCCUCAAGAUAAAGCAACAGAAAAUAAAAUUAAGUGACCAGACUAUUCGUAGACUUACAGCUCGGAUAGUAAAGAUGUUGGAUACUGAAGGAAUCGAUAUUGAUUGUCAAUUGAGUAAAAAUUUGAACAUCGUUUUAAAAAAUAAUAAGCUCACUGACAUUCAAAAAAUAUUUUUAGAGCAGCAAAUGCGAGCUUCUGCUGUGAAGAGCAAGACAGGCAUGAGGUGGCACCCCAUGAUGAUACGUUUUGCACUGCACCUGAAAAGCAUAUCCCCUGCUGCAUAUGAUGCUGCAAGACAAAGUGGAAUGAUAGCUUUACCCUGUGUUCGAACACUCUUUGAUUACUCAUCAGUUUACAAGCCUGAAACUGGUACCAAUGCAAAGAUUUUAGAGGAUAUUUCAAAGAAAGUAAGUGAGCUGAAGGAAUCCUACCAAAAGUUUCAUGUUCUAAUGUUUGAUGAGAUGACAACCUCUCAGAAUCUGGUAUAUUCAAAGGAAACUGGGGAACUAUUUGGCUAUGCCCAUUUGAGCGAAGUCUCAAAGGAAAUGAAUGAACUGCAAAGGCAGCUGGAAGGUGAAAAAGAAGUAGAAUGCACUCCUCCAAUUGCAGAUCACAUGUUGACCUACAUGAUCAAAGGGACUGCAUCUGGGGUGAAGGAAGCUGUGGCUUCAUAUCCUACCAAAAAGUUGACCAAGGAGCAAUUGUAUGAGAGAACUUGGGAUGUCAUUGGCAACUUAGAAUUAGCUGGUGUUGCCGUUGUUGCUCUUAUUUCAGAUGGUAAUACAGUUAAUAGGGCAUUUUAUCAGAUGCAUGUACCAGUGACUACAAAUGAAAAUGGAAUUGUAUUUGACACAGUCAACUUUUGCUCUGCUGAAGGAAGGACUUUGUACUUCUUCAAUGAUGUUCCUCAUUUGUUGAAAUGUAUUCGGAACAACUUCAUGAGCUCCGGCAUACAUCCAGCAAAGACUCGCCUUCUGAUGAAGAAUGGGCAGAUCAUUACAUGGGAUACUAUUGUGCGCAUGUUCAUGGAAGAAAAGGAUGAAACCUGGACCUUUGGCUACAAGUUAAACCAACAAAAUGUAUAUCCAGACUCCUAUUCGAGAAUGAGGGUCCCUUUAGCAGCCCAAGUUAUGAGUGACACCGUUUCAAAAAUGAUUGGCAUUCUUGGAUACAAAGAUUGUGAAGAGACUGCAAUUUUCAUCAAGAAGGUGAACGAUUUCUUUGAUAUGCUUAAUGGAGCACAUUCUGAUCAAGAAAUGAAGACACGCAACAAAAAUCUGGCGAGGUAUGACAAUCACUUUGACCCCAGGUUCACGGAGCUUCUGGAUUUCUUGAAAUAUCUGAAGGAAUGGAAAGAGGACGCUCGUGCAGCAACUAUCCAUCUCCAGAAGAAAGAUGAAGAGUGCAGUGCAAGACAGUUGAGUUGGCAAACCCAAGAGGGUAUUGAGCGCACUAUUCAUGCAUUUAUUGGCUGCACUCGAUUUCUUUUAGCUAGUGGCCAAAAAUAUGUUAUGGCUCGAGUAUUUUGUCAAGAUCCAUUGGAGCAAUAUUUUAGCCAUCAGCGUGCCAUGGGAGGUGGAAAUAGAAACCCCAAUGCAGACACUUUCCUAAGAAAUAUGAACUCCAUUCAUAUAGUUGGUGAAACAGGUUUCAAGAGGAAACGUGGAAACACUCUGGCUACUUCUUCUGAAGGAAUGUCUGUGCUUUCCACUCCAAUGGAAAAGAAGCCAAGACACAACACUAAACGCUGCCUUGCUGAAAAGUAUCCGUUUAUGUUUUCAGAUUGAAUGUUUUG
Thrips palmi is the source of this 3803-nucleotide messenger RNA. RefSeq lists its product as uncharacterized. Lineage: Eukaryota; Metazoa; Arthropoda; Insecta; Thysanoptera; Thripidae. The coding region runs from base 217 to 3795 and encodes 1192 amino acids. The transcript has 9 exons. The record is from RefSeq and is a predicted model, not a curated record.